AUGCCUUGGACCGAGAUCCCACUCAACGAUGGCACCGGACGUACCAUUCCAAGUCUUGCCUUCGGGACAUGGAAAAUGGGCAACGGAGACGCGCCAAUUACACAGGUCGACCAGGCUCUUGGUGUUGGCUUUGACCAUGUCGACACCGCUCAGGCCUACCGCAAUGAAUACGAGGCGGGAAUAGCCAUUCGCGAAAGUGGCUUGUCGCGCGAGAACGUCUUCGUAACGACGAAGUACUCAGGUGUUGACGGUAAAGGAAUUGAGCAGAGUCUCAAGGAGAGUUUGGCGAAUCUGGGGCUUUCAUAUGUGGACUUGUACCUCAUCCAUCACCCGCGGCUCGCCGUCCCAGAUAUUCCGACCGCCUGGAAGGAGAUGGAGGAGCUUCAAGCCCAGGGCUUCAUCAAGAGCAUCGGCGUUUCCAACUUCAAUGUUGCGGACCUCGUCGUGCUUCUCGCCUCCGCAAAGGUCAAACCCGCGGCCAACCAGAUUCUUCUCCACCCCUACGUCUACGCGCAACAGAAGCCCAUUCUCGACUUUGCAAAGAAGCACGGCAUCGUUAUCGAGGCGUAUAGCGCGCUGAUCCCGAUAACCUCUCGGCCCGGCGGACCCGUAGACAAGCCCGUUAAAGCAAUCGGGUCACGUCUCGGAGUCUCGGACGACCAAGUCUUGCUGGCGUGGACAAAAGCGAAAGGCGCUGUGGUCGUCACGACAAGCUCGAAGAAGGAGCGCUUGCUGGGGUACCUGAACGCGGGAGAUAUCGAACUCACGGAGGACGACAUAUCUGCCAUCGACGAAGCUGGAGCCCGUGGGUACUCUCCGUUCCCUGCUAUAACCGUGCCGUCGUUCGGAUCCAAACAGGAAGAAGAGCGUGUCACGUACGAAGCAACUGUUCCGGUCAACGCCAGAUCUCGGGUGCACAAGGCACUUGUUUGGAUUGUGGCCUGUGCGCUAGUCCUUUAUCUGGGUUACUCCGCACUAAACGCACAACGCCGCCCGCACGCAUGGCAGCCGGUAGCUGGAAUGAGUGGGAAGGCCAAGGGUGGGUGUCAGUUGGCACGGGACCGCGAUACGUAG
Messenger RNA from Mycena indigotica, 1074 nucleotides. Its product is annotated as Aldo-keto reductase. Gene Ontology annotation, molecular function: oxidoreductase activity, acting on NAD(P)H as acceptor. Bases 1 to 1074 code for a protein of 357 amino acids. The transcript has 7 exons. The record is from RefSeq and is a predicted model, not a curated record. Lineage: Eukaryota; Fungi; Basidiomycota; Agaricomycetes; Agaricales; Mycenaceae.